GCUUUUUGUUUCGGCUGUCGCUUUGCUUACCUUUAAAGAAGCACAAAUAGGCAAUCUGACGUCCCUCAUGGACUUAUGUUUCGGUACGAAGCGCUCUCGAUCUGAAUGUCACACUGAGACGAAGCGAGCAAAACUAACUGACCAUCAAGACGAGGUGAUGCCUCGAGGAAGAAUUGCUUGGCGAGGAAGCCACGUAUCUUUGGAGCAAAGGCCGAUGCCAUUGGAUCAGGAUGAGGAGCCUCCAAAUACUGGCAAAAUAGCUCCCGAUCCUCAUGACAGAUCAGCUUGCUUCUCUAACUCUACGCUAGCAAAGCGAAAGUCUACGGACCCCGAUGAAUCGGAACACAACAAGGAAUUGCAGUUGCGGUGGGAUAAGUACUCCGACGACAGGAAUUUGGACAGUUCGAGGCUCACAGGGUCCCCUGACAGUAAUUUCGGACUCUUCCUCUAUAUUCCUCCGAGACUAUCCGCCGCAAAUCUGCCUAGAAUACAAUCGGAGGAGGCGUGUCUAUUGAAUUCAGCUCCUGUGCCGAAGUUUAUUGAGUCUUUGCAAACCCCUCCUCGAGAAACGCUGCGAUGCUAUAUGAGCUCAUUGGUCAAUUGUGUAUAUCAUGGUGACUUUUUUCGUAAAAGGCUUUCAAGAACAGAAUUCACUCUCAGAGCUCUCUUUACUUUGAUUGUUGCUCUGACUCUACCUUCCGUGAUGUUUGCACUCGCGACCAAGGAUUUUAUGGAGCAAAACUCCGUGUACGUUCCUGGUGGUGGAUUUUCGGGCUUCUGGUUUACGCUAGGGCGGCUCCAGAGUCUGCCAACUCCGACAUCGAUGAAUUACUACUGCUAUUCGGCGGGAUGCCUAGGCGUUGUGGCAACUCUUGUGAAUCGGUCCAUGAAUGAGAUGCUUGACUCCGCCCUUGAAAUUCAAAGUAAAUGGGAUCAUGCAGAAAUUAGUCGUUUCUCCGUUGUCCCUUUAUUCCUGGAUGACUUAUUGCAGGAACCUAAUCCGCUUUCUGAAAACACAGAUCUUUUGUCUCUGGUGCACAUAAUUACAAGUGUAAAAGCGGGUUGGUUUGGGCUUAAGCCGGUCACAAGGACGCCAUUGAACUAUGUCGAACUUCGUGAAAUGCUGAUACAAACGACAUGGAUUCCGUUGGUUGUCGGAGAUGAUGUAUGGUAUCUAGAUCAUAUGGAUGGCGCCUUCACGAUGAAGCAUCAUCCAACCUGUGAUUUCCAGUUGGGUGUCCCCUUUAUUCCGAGCAUUCUUCUCAACACGAUUAAUGUGAAUCUCGGCAGGCAGAAAGCUUCAGCUUUUUGGGAGUAUGGGCUUAAGCGUGGACUGUAG
Messenger RNA from Phaeodactylum tricornutum CCAP 1055/1, 1339 nucleotides. RefSeq lists its product with no specific name. NCBI's taxonomy places the organism in Eukaryota, Bacillariophyta, Bacillariophyceae, Surirellales, Neidiaceae. The transcript has a single exon. The record is from RefSeq and is a predicted model, not a curated record. The coding region runs from base 68 to 1339 and encodes 423 amino acids.